AUGUCUUAUUCUAGUGCCAAAGCCAACCAACCUACUAGCAGUUUCCCUGUUCAAUCAUCUUCUACCUCUUCUACUGUUCCUACUGUUCCUCCUGAAUACUUUAAAACUUUCCCAAAUGGCAACAAACCUCUAGUUAACCCAGAUGGUUCUUUCAUGAUCUUCAAUUGGAAGAACACCAGAUCAACCCUAACAGACAAACCUUUUGUAGGCAGAAUUCCUCCACCAACUAACUCACCAAACUCACUCUUCAUUGAUCGCAAAUUCAAUCGUAUUGCAGACAGACACAUUCUUGACUACUUCAGGAAUGACCUUAUUGGUGUUGAUUUCAAACCUCAACAUCAAUUUCUUCAGCUCACCUUUAAAGAUAAACCCACCUUUGAGCAUCAUCUCAAUUCCAGUCCAGUUAAAAUCCAAGAUAAGCUCAUCCACCUCACUCCUCCUAAAAACUUCCCACGUUCUUCCCUUGUCAUCCAUCUUCAUGGUCUCCCAAUAAUGGAUAGGAAAACCAUUACUGACCAUAUUCAAUCUGCUCUUUCCCCAUUCUGUAAAAUCAAAGAAAUUGCACCAGUAGUCCUUGCAGAUACCAAUCUCUUAACCAACAAAUGGGAUGCUGUUGUUCAACCCAAUCCAAGUACCAAAAUACCUGUCCAAUUAAUGAUUUUGAAUUCUUCUGUAGCUCUUACCUGGCCUGACUCCUCAAAAAUCUGUCUUAACUGUCAUAGUCUUGAACAUACUCACAGAAUCUGUCCUCAUCGACAACCACCUAAACCAAAACCAUCUCGUACAUAUGCUCAAAUUGUUUCUACUCCCACUACCACCAACAAACAACAACAUAUUUCCAAUCAUGCUCCUUCCCAAACAGAUAGUUCUCCUUCAAACACUACUUAUGCUCUGGACAAACAAAACUCCCUGCACACAUCAAUUCAUUCACCUAAACCUCAAAUCCAUGAAUCAAAUGCCUUAUUAUCUUCUAAUGAUAACUCUUCCGGUUUCCAAUUGCAAAUCAUUGAUGAGACUGAUACUGUUAUUAAUGAAUUUGCAGAUUUCAACUCAGAAACCUCUUCCAAUAUGGAAUUAGAUACUAUUACUAAUACUAACUCUUCAUCCCCCAAUGAUUCAUACCUUCAAUCCAAUUCUAAUUCUACAGCAGCUUCCAAAAUUAACUCCUUUUCCUCUUAA
Molecule: messenger RNA, 1179 nt
Organism: Paraglomus occultum
Lineage: Eukaryota; Fungi; Glomeromycota; Glomeromycetes; Paraglomerales; Paraglomeraceae
Source: the annotation of a GenBank genome assembly